CAAAAAUGGUUAGUGUGUAGAAUGAACAAAAUUAAAAAUAUAUAGAAUAGUGUAAUAUUGAUUAUAUAAUUGAUAGCUGAAUAGCUAUAUUACGGAAUAAUCAUGUAAAUAAUAGUAAAUAACAGGUUGAUGGAUUAAUUGAUAAGAUUAAUAGUAAUAAUUAUAAAUAUUUUAGAUAGAGUUAAUUUGAUUAAUUGGGUAUGGAAUGAAUAGAUAGUAUUUUGAGUUUUUAUCGGUAGAUUUAUAAAGAGAGUGAAUUUAGUGUAAAUAGUUGUGGUUUAUAUAAAUAAUAAUAAUCAGGUUAGUUAAUUGGAU
Messenger RNA from Paramecium sonneborni, 315 nucleotides. Lineage: Eukaryota; Ciliophora; Oligohymenophorea; Peniculida; Parameciidae. The record is from the annotation of a GenBank genome assembly.